UUUUGCGUUGUUAUUGUUAGUUUUUACGCUAAUAGACUAAGUUGACACUACUGUUGAUCCAGCCAGUUUAUCCAGACAGUCGUUACACUUUAGAUCUUCAAACAUAGAGUAGAACACAGUAUGUUCGACUUGAAGUCAGGAUUUAUCGUGUCAGUAGUACUAGCCUGCAGCGUACUAAUAUCCGAUGCAGUCGAAUUUCAAAUAUACAAUCUGGCUCAAAGUUGGCCACAGACUAGCUGUUGGGACUUGAAUAACCUAUGGGCGGAAGCCGCGACGGCAGAGUGCAGUAAAUGCCAAAUGCCCAAAGAUAAACAAAGUUUCACAAUACAUGGACUAUGGCCUUCUAAUAAGAAUAAAAGGAGCCCGGAAAAUUGCGGUACAGAGCAAUUAAACGCUCAGUCAUUGAACAGCCAGAAAGCAGUAUUGAAUCAAAAAUGGCCAAGCUUCAACAUGAAGAAGUCCAACGUUAACUUUUGGGGCUAUGAAUGGAUGAAACAUGGGACUUGCUCUCCAUUCAGUGUACCCGAGUACUUUGGCAAAAGUGUGGAAUUGUUGGACAAAAACAAUGCAGGGCAGGUGCUCGCCAGUGCCGGAAUUGUUUCCGGUAAUAAGUACCCGUACAGUCAAGUUGUGAAAGCACUUGAAGACAGAUUAAAAGUUAAUGUGCGAAUCAAGUGCGCCACGAAUUCGGCAACACAAGAGGAGUAUAUCAACGAAGUCAAUAUAUGCUACGAUAAAUCAUUCCAAUUAACGAACUGUAAAAACAGUGGCAGUACAACCAACUGUAAGAACCCUACUCUACAGUAUCCAGCGAACUUGAAAACGUGUCCUCAGUAAAUGUAUGACAUGUAAUAAAAUAAUGCAUGUGCAAUACUUAUAGCAAUAAUUUGUAAUAUCCAUGUUAUUAUACAAAUUAGUAUAUCUAUUAAAUUUUUA
This is a messenger RNA of Nasonia vitripennis (jewel wasp), 936 nucleotides long. Its product is annotated as ribonuclease Phyb. Bases 121 to 837 code for a protein of 238 amino acids. Gene Ontology annotation, biological process: RNA catabolic process. Lineage: Eukaryota; Metazoa; Arthropoda; Insecta; Hymenoptera; Pteromalidae. Gene Ontology annotation, cellular component: extracellular region. The transcript is spliced from 3 exons. The record is from RefSeq and is a predicted model, not a curated record. Gene Ontology annotation, molecular function: RNA binding; ribonuclease T2 activity.